UGGGCUCCCCGCACCCUCUCUCUUGACUCCAGGUGAAGCCAGAGGUCCUCAGCCACCCCGAGCGGUCCUCUCUCAUCUACUCGGGUCACCCGUUCAUCGUGCCAGGAGGACGCUUUGUCGAGUUCUAUUACUGGGACUCCUACUGGGUGAUGGAGGGUCUGCUCCUGUCCGAGAUGCCAGGGACGGUGAAGGGCAUGCUGCAGAACUUCCUGGACUUGGUGCAGACGUACGGACACGUCCCCAACGGGGCCCGCGUGUACUACCUGCAGCGGAGCCAGCCCCCGCUCCUGAGCCUCAUGAUGGAGCGCUACGUGACUCAGGCCAAUGACACCGCCUUCCUCCGGGACAACCUGGAGACCCUGGCCUUGGAGUUGGACUUUUGGACCAAGAACAGGAGCAUCUCUGUGAGCUCUGGGGGAAAGAGCUACGUCCUGAACCGCUAUCAUGUCCCCUAUGGGGGACCCAGGUGAGGCCGUGCCUGGCCAGCCCUUCAGUCUCUUGUGUGUUCACUCUGGUUUGAGUGGCCAGACUCCCCUGGUGAUGGUGAUACUGAGGGCCUGGGGGCCUGUGUUCCCAGGAAAGGGGUCCCAACUAUGCUCUGGGGGCAGCGUGGCACUGGCUAGAUGCCCUGUUGUGCAUCACCCCUUUCUUGGAGGUCCAGCCCUGGCUCUGGGCCAUCGCUGGGGCAGGAGACACCCUAGGGGGCCAAGGAAGCAGGCAGGACCCCACCAGGAGUUGGGGCGGAGCCCCAGCAGGGGAGAUGUGAACAGCUCUGUCUGCAGAGGCAGUGGAGGAGCCCCCUGGGGAGGACUCCCAGAGGUCAGACCACUGUGGAGCCUGCUUCUUUGCAGCUUGGCCACCAGCCAGGCUGGGGCAGGAGAGAGGGCUCUCCUCCUCUCGCUACCCUCUCCUCUCAAGGCAGGGCCUAGAGCAAGACAAGGGAGCCUCACAGUCCCCUCCCCCGGCCCUGCUCAAACCACAGCCACCUGUAGAUCAAAAACAACUUUUUUUUUCAACCUUCAGUUGCCUGAAAGAUGUACAUGGUUGGGGCUGGGACCGAGAGUCAAGGGCAGCCUGUACACACAGGGUAGGGGGAACUCCUGGGCCCCUGCUCUCAGACUUUGCACAUUUCUGCAUUUCUGCACAUGACAGCAGUUUUUGCAGAAAGGGUGUAGAGGGUGCGUCUGGGCCAGGCAUCAGCCUGUGGCAGCUGCCUGUGGUUGCCUCUGCCCACCAGGAUGCCCAACCUCUUGUUCUCACCUCAACCACCAUGGCUUCCUGUCCCCAUGGGAACAGGGCACUGAGUCAGGGGCUCCUGGCACACCCAGAUAACUGGGUAUCUCUCUGCCAGGCCACCCUACCAUUCCAGGUCAUCUGUAUAUCAGUUGAAGCCUUCGCUGGCCAUUAGGGGUUGCAAAUGCAAAUUCUAGGACACAAUUGUGGGACAUCUUAAGGAAACUCUGCAAGGGGGAAUGACCCUGCCUGGGGACUGGUAACAGGCAAGGGGGAUGACUCUGCCUGGGGACAUUCCUGUGUAACCAGGGUCUCCCUGCUGAAGAUGGUUGGUGUAAGGGAAGAUGGGGUCCCUAUUUGCUCGCUCUUCCAGUUUUUCAAUGUAAGGUGGAGAUCCAUAUUUUUAUGUGAAAUAUCCCAAUUUUGAAGGGUCUCGAUAUCCCAAAUUCUGGCUGUCCAUCUAGGAGUGAUGCCUGUGUUGUCAGUGAGGAUUGAGGAGGAGACCUGACCCCACUACAGGGCCCUUCUUCUCCCCACAGCACCCAGGGCCCAGCCCUCAAACAAGACCUCAAGCCUGCGAGCUGACUCCCCCAGUUGUGCUGUGCCCUUUGCGGUGAGGUACUCUGUACAUAUUGAGAUCCUUAAUGUGUCAAGAUCUCUUACAAAGAAAAAAUAAUAUUGUCAUUCUUGAAAAAAAACCCCAUAGACUCUCUAUGGGCAGUCGAUAAAUAUAAUGCUCUAUUCAUUCUUUUUCUGAUCUGGAUCAGGCCUCUACCCACAAGGACACAGCUCCCUUUUGCCCUUGGGGAGUCUGUGCCUGACCUUGGAUGUUCUCACCCAAGUCUCACCCCUUAGCAUUUCUGCCUUGUCUUUCUCAGCACAUUUACAAGCAGGUGCAUGGUUGGUGGGAAAAAUGAUACUUUAAAAUAUUUAUUGAGCUUUGAUUUUGCAGUGAAGCUGCAGGCUUGUAGGGGAAGGACUGACAAGGGGACCUGAGAGUCAGCCCAGCCUUAGUAAGUCUGCUCUGGGCUCAAAUGUACACCCUCACCCACUAAAAGACCUGCUGGACCACUCAUCCUUGGAAGGCAGCCUAAGCGGGUGGGAGUCAAUGGGAGGGGAAGCAAUCUCCUUGCUUGGACCCCAAAGUUUUUCUUUUCUUUUUUUCUUUUUUCUUUUUUUU
Molecule: messenger RNA, 2413 nt
Organism: Sus scrofa (pig)
Lineage: Eukaryota; Metazoa; Chordata; Mammalia; Artiodactyla; Suidae
Product: trehalase
Biological process (GO): trehalose catabolic process
Molecular function (GO): alpha,alpha-trehalase activity
Source: RefSeq, a predicted model, not a curated record